CCCCCGCCCCUCGCUCUCGGGUGUGGGGCGGGCGGGCUCUGCGGCGGCGGCGGCUGCUGGUUCCUCGGGCCAUUUUGCUGAGGAGCGACGGGGAGGAGGAGCCGCCGAAGAGACCCCGGGCUUAGAGUGGCGAGCCGGAGGAGGCGGCGGCCGCGCGGGCACCGGACUUUCCUCGAUCGCGGGGAUCUCGAGGGGCGAAGGGAUCGCCCGGGAGGGGACCGGAGAGCCCGCGCCCGCCGCGCGGCGCGCCCCUUCCCGCCCCCUGCACCAUGAGCUGGGGCACCGAGCUCUGGGAUCAAUUUGACAACUUAGAAAAACACACACAGUGUGGAAUUGACAUUCUUGAGAAAUACAUCAAAUUUGUAAAGGAAAGGACAGAGAUUGAACUCAGCUAUGCAAAGCAACUCAGGAAUCUUUCGAAGAAAUACCAACCUAAAAAGAACUCGAAGGAGGAAGAAGAAUACAGGUAUACGGCGUGUAAAGCCUUCCUUUCUACCCUGAACGAAAUGAACGAUUACGCCGGGCAGCAUGAAGUUAUCUCGGAGAACAUGACCUCGCAGAUCAUUGUGGAGUUAGCACGCUACGUCCAGGAGCUGAAGCAGGAGAGAAAAUCGCACUUUCACGAUGGCCGUAAGGCACAGCAGCACAUAGAGACUUGCUGGAAGCAGCUCGAAUCAAGUAAAAGACGGUUUGAGCGGGAUUGCAAAGAGGCUGACCGAGCACAGCAGUACUUUGAGAAAAUGGAUGCAGACAUAAAUGUUACAAAAGCAGAUGUUGAGAAGGCACGGCAACAGGCUCAAAUGCGUCACCAAAUGGCAGAGGACAGCAAAGCAGAUUACUCGUCAUUUCUUCAGAAAUUCAACCACGAGCAGCAUGAAUAUUACCACACUCACCUUCCCAACAUCUUUCAGAAAAUACAAGAGAUGGAGGAGAGGAGGAUAGUGAGAGUUGGAGAGUCAAUGAAGACAUACGCCGAGGUUGAUCGGCAGGUGAUCCCAAUCAUUGGGAAAUGCUUGGAUGAGAUAGUAAAGGCGGCCAACUCAAUUGAUCAGAAAAAUGAUUCACAGCUGGUAAUAGAAGCUUAUAAGUCAGGGUUUGAGCCUCCCGGAGACGUGGAAUUUGAGGAUUACACUCAGCCAAUGAAGCGCACUGUCUCUGAUAACAGCCUUUCGAAUUCCAGAGGAGAAGGCAAACCAGAGCUCAAAUUUGGUGGCAAAUCCAAAGGAAAGUUAUGGCCGUUCAUCAAAAAAAAUAAGCUUAUGUCCCUUUUAACAUCCCCCCAUCAGCCUCCCCCUCCUCCCCCUGCCUCUGCCUCACCCUCUGCUGUUCCCAACGGCCCCCAGUCUCCCAAGCAGCAAAAGGAACCCCUCUCCCAUCGCUUCAACGAGUUCAUGACCUCCAAACCCAAAAUCCACUGCUUCAGGAGCCUAAAGCGUGGGGGUGCCACGCCAGAGGAUUUCAGCAACCUCCCACCUGAGCAGAGAAGGAAAAAGCUACAGCAGAAGGUGGAUGAAUUAAAUAAAGAGAUUCAAAAGGAGAUGGAUCAAAGAGAUGCCAUAACGAAAAUGAAAGACGUUUACCUAAAGAACCCUCAGAUGGGGGACCCGGCCAGUUUGGAUCACAAAUUAACAGAAGUCAGCCAAAAUAUAGAAAAACUGAGACUAGAGGCUCAGAAAUUUGAGGCGUGGCUGGCGGAGGUUGAAGGCCGGCUCCCAGCGCGCGGCGACCAGGCCCGCCGACAGAGCGGAAUGUACGACGCUCAGAACCCAGCGACCGUCAACAACUGCGCGCAGGACCGGGAGAGCAGCCCGGAUGGCAGUUACACGGAGGAGCAGAGUCAGGAGAGUGAGGUGAAGGUGCUGGCCGCGGACUUCGAUGACGAGUUCGAUGAUGAGGAGCCCCUCCCUGCCAUAGGGACUUGCAAAGCUCUCUACACCUUUGAAGGUCAGAAUGAAGGAACCAUUUCAGUAGUUGAAGGAGAAACACUGUAUGUCAUAGAGGAAGACAAAGGUGAUGGGUGGACCCGCAUUCGGAGAAAUGAAGAUGAAGAGGGUUAUGUCCCCACUUCGUACGUCGAGGUCUAUUUGGACAAAAAUGCCAAAGGUGCUAAGACUUAUAUUUAAUACAACUUAAAAAUUUUUUUUUUAAAAAUUGGAGUUGUUUCUCCCCACAACUGUGACUGUUACAGGCAGUUCUUCAGAAGCCUGGAUGGAGAACACGGCAGUGCAUGUCCAUACAGCCACACAGUGGACUCGUUCAUUUCCUUGGCUAGUUUUGCCUCUAAUCAAGUUUCACUUGCUGAUGGAGUUUUCUGUGGAAGGCUGCCAACUGCCAAUUUGCAAGUGUGUCAUUUGAAAUCUGAUAAACAUUUCUUCUUUUGGCAGCAUCUGUAGAUAACAAAACAAAGUUGCCUUCUAGCUUCUAAUCAAUAUUCCUGAAUUUACAAGUCCACUCACAUCAUAGGGGUACAGAAGACUUCAGUUCUCUCAUUUAUAUCUAGUACCUGCUAUAAAUUGAACUACCUUAGAAUGUUACAUUUUGUAACUUAAUAAAUUGAACGACGCUAGUUUGUUAAAUUUUAUAUUCAUUCACUUUGGAGGAAGUCAUAAAUAAAACCUCCCCUUCUUAAGUAAAGAAGUAAAUAAGAUUCUUUUAUUGGUACCGAAAGUGUGUAUUUUUACUUAAACGUGGUUAAGAUCAUUGUUAGAUAAUCAUGAUUAUCCUAUUAUGCCUGUGUGGUCCCAAACAGCCAACUGAAAUCUGGAAAAAUUUGGUCACUUACCCAGUUGAUUUUUACAUAUGACUAUUGACCUCGCCUCCACCAGUGGACAGAGUUGAUCAGAUGUGCUAACCAAGUACUUCAUUCUGUUCUGUUGGAGGUUUUGUGGCAAGUGUUCAGCUUGCACCUCCCCCGGUGGGGCUAUAAAUAGAACCUGGGACAGCAACAUCUGCUUCUACACACAGACCCUCUGCACAUCACUUUUCAAAG
Molecule: messenger RNA, 2989 nt
Organism: Ceratotherium simum simum (southern white rhinoceros)
Lineage: Eukaryota; Metazoa; Chordata; Mammalia; Perissodactyla; Rhinocerotidae
Gene: FNBP1
Product: formin binding protein 1
Biological process (GO): signal transduction; endocytosis
Molecular function (GO): protein binding
Source: RefSeq, a predicted model, not a curated record